Molecule: messenger RNA, 725 nt
Organism: Rhipicephalus sanguineus (brown dog tick)
Lineage: Eukaryota; Metazoa; Arthropoda; Arachnida; Ixodida; Ixodidae
Product: acetyl-CoA acetyltransferase, mitochondrial
Exons: 6
Coding region: 248-709 (153 amino acids)
Biological process (GO): fatty acid beta-oxidation
Molecular function (GO): acetyl-CoA C-acetyltransferase activity
Source: RefSeq, a predicted model, not a curated record
UUAGAUCGAUUCCCGCGCGGACAAUCGCCACAUCGCUCUGCGGGGAGUGGACAACGAGCGGCGAUUGCUUUUUAACCUUAUAUUAUGAGCUUGAUGAAUCAUUCGGCAAUGCAGCUUGAUAAGUCGUGCUCGAAGAGUGGCGCAGUGCGUAGUUACGCCUGCUGCCAGCUCGUAGCGUCGCCAUUGCCGACAAAUUUCGCGAAAGGACUAGGCAUACCACGUGGUUGCUACUGCUCUGUUACAUAGGAUGUACUGCAACGGUACUACUAAUACGUUAAAUGAAGUCGUUAUAGCGUCCUUUGCUAGGACGCCAAUCGGUUCAUUCCGAAGUGCCUUUGUCUCGGUGCCGGCGACGAGGCUUGGUUCCGUAGCGAUCAAAGGGGCGAUCGAGAGAGCAGGAAUCAAGAGUGAAGAUGUUCAGGAAGUCUUCAUGGGCAAUGUGAUCUCGGCUGGCGCCGGACAGGCACCGGCAAGGCAAGCAGCUUUGGGAGCAGGUCUCUCUCAGUCCACGCCAUGCACCACAGUUAACAAAGUCUGUGCAUCCGGUAUGAAGGCAAUAAUGCUGGCAGCCCAGAGCCUCAUGUGUGGAUCCCAGGAGAUAAUGGUUGCUGGUGGCAUGGAGAGCAUGUCUAAUGUUCCUUACUACUUGCACAGAGGGGAAACACCGUAUGGAGGGGUGCACCUUCAGGUGAGUGGUUGCACAUAUUAAAGCUGGGUAGUUUGUU